Messenger RNA from Brassica oleracea var. oleracea, 2017 nucleotides. RefSeq names its product replication protein A 70 kDa DNA-binding subunit C-like. The record is from RefSeq and is a predicted model, not a curated record. Bases 406 to 1398 code for a protein of 330 amino acids. The transcript is spliced from 10 exons. NCBI's taxonomy places the organism in Eukaryota, Viridiplantae, Streptophyta, Magnoliopsida, Brassicales, Brassicaceae.
CUUCACCUUUUUUUUUUCCACCAUCGUUUCAUCUCUAUUUUUUUUUUCUCACCAUCGUAGCCAAAACACUCUCCACAUGUUUUUGAUUUCUAUCAAUAUUCUUAGAACAAUUCUUUUCUUCUUAUCUAAUACAUCAUCCACUCUCUAUUUCUGCAGAGAGUUAGGUUGAAGAUGCCACUGGAGUAUACUCCUCUUUCCCACCUCAAUUCAUCUCAAAAAGAAUGGAAAAUCCGAGUGUUGGUCUCACGGGUAUGGAACUACUACUCCAAAAAUAAACCUGAAGUUGUUCUCGGGAUGGAAGCUAUCCUUGUGGAUUAAAAGGGAGAAAGGAUUCAAGCUUCUCUGAAACAGAAGUUGAUUAAAAAAUUUGGAAGGGACCUAAAAGAAGAAGAGUAUCUAGAUGUCAUGAAUUUUGAAGUGUUGGGUAACAAUGGUGAUUACAGAGGAACCACACACCCUUACAAGAUAAGUUUUAUAUGGACUACAUAUAUGAAGACCUCUGAGCAGAUCCCAAAUCUAUCCCACUUCAACUUAAGCCCUUUUUUAGAUAUUUUAUCUCAGUCCAUUGUUGAUGAUGUCUUCAUAGACAUUCUGGGUGAAAUUGUUGGCAUGGGUGAAAUUACUGAGAGGAAGUAUGCAUGGCAUUCAACAAAACUUUUGGAUAUUCAACUACGAGAUCUGAGUGAAACAAUCAUUGAAUGCACUUUAUGGGAAAACCGUGCUGAGGAUGUGCACUCUUAUGUGAAGAACAACAAAACUGGUCCAGUUAUAUUGCUUGGAAGUCUUAUGAGAACCAAAAAAUUCAACGGUAAAAUAUCAGUUCAAAACUCACGCUUUUCUACAAAGCUUUUUCUGAAUGAAGAUAUAGAUGAGAUAAGUGAAUUUAAGAAAGGCAUGGUGAACACUGAUAAUUUGGCUCCAUGUACGGUUACUCCAGUGGUAAAACCCACUUCAAAUAAAGUGGUUACCGUUGAUGAUUUCCCAUUAAGCUGCUUCAAAACAAUCGAUCAGCUCAUGUGCAUCGAGGAAAGUACUUGUGUUAUGUUCGCAUCUAUCUUAGCAAUUCAAAAGGGAAUUCCUUGGUUCUAUGUUGGGUGCAAAGGCUGUUGUGGGAAAGCUACUCCAUAUUUCAACCCAGUGACUGAGGAAAUUGAGGCCAACAAAUAUGCAUGCGACUCUUGCGAGAAGGAUGAAACCACCACAAGUAUAAGAUACAAACUGCAAGUCAAAGUAGCUGAUCAUACUGGAAGUACAUCUUUUCUAUUAUUUGAUAGAGAAGUUAUACAACUCAUUCAUAAAUCUGCUUAUGAAUUGCUUGAACAACAAGUGCAGGUGUGUUUCCCAUUGAUUCUUCAUUUAUUUCAUGUUAGUAUGAUGAAUGGUCUGAAUAUAAAAUAAAAUCUCAGACAUGUUCUUCUUCCAUUCUUUUUUAUUUUAACCGUGAGAAUGAAAUUCCUCAAGAACUAAUGGAUUUGGAAGGAAGAAAGAUCGUUGGGUUAUCAGUGUAAAGGGUACGGAGAAAAAUUUCAGACAACCAAGUUUUAACGUUGUCAAACUCAGUGAUACGCCUGAUGUGAUCCAUAAUUUUCAAGAUAAUAUGAGAAUGGAGGUUGGUACACAUUCCGAUUUCCCUUUAAGUUCAAGUACAUGUUCUGCAAUGCAGGUGGAAAAUACAUCUUCAGAAGCCAAUAACAAUGAUUUACCACCUUGCUCUCCUAUGACUCCAAGCACAAAACGACAAGGAAGUAAUAUUAUUGAUGAUGAAGCAAUUCAAGAAUCAUCAACAAAACGUAAGGGAACAUCUAAAAGGCUAAAGGAGAAAGUGGUAGCAAAGUAGAGACCAUGAAGAAAGAAAGCACGAAGGCUAAGCUUUAGGAGUCUGAGCAGGUAAAAUUCGUUGGUUCUGUUUCUGUUCGUAUUUAAUCUAACUUCAGUUUGUACAGAGAAUGCUGUCUUUAAAACCUUGGAUACUUAUCUUUAGUUAUGCAAUUGUAUUGAAUUUUCAAGUAACUUUUAU